AGCGCCGGCGCAAACCGUUCUUCUGGAGGCGCGGGACGCUUCUUUUGUGGUGACUUAGGCCGUGACUUCGCUUAGGCCGCUGUGCCGUACAACCGGUAGAGGCUCUGUUUCCCUGAAACUUUAGAGUCUCAGGCCAUUUGAGGCAUUUAAGGCCAUUUGAGGCGAAAUGGUUCCGGACGAGAGAGGAUCAGGCGGUGGCAAUACAGGGGCCGCCGCCAUCUCAGGCUGCCCGUAGGGAAAAAGCCUGAGGGGCCCUCGCAGUCGUUGGAGCCUGCGCUUUCUUCCUUUGCUGGGCCCUGCCUACUGCGAAGAUGAGUUCGGCCUGGGUCCCUUCUUUCGAGAAGGAGCAUCUCUGGAUGUAUCUGCAGGCGCUCGGCUUCGAGCCGGGCUUGGCGACCGUAGCCGGUGGAAAGAUCGUGUCGCACACGCACCUCGGAGUGAACAUGUUUGACAAGUUGAACCGUGAUGCCUUUCAGAUAGUUUCUUAUUUUUUGUUUCAAACGCUUGACCAGUCUCUCACUAAAGAAGUUUUCAAACUUUGUUGGCCUCCAUUUGACCAAAAAAGUGAUACUGAAUUCCGAAAACAUUGCUGUGAAUGGUUAAAAAAGAUUUCUGCUGAAUGUGGAAGUAGCUUCCCUCAAGUUGUUGGUUCACUAUUUCUUUCUCCUGGUGGUCCUAAGUUUAUUCAUCUGAUGUAUCACUUUGCAAGAUUUGUUGCAAUAAAUUAUAUAAAAACCCAUUCUAAAAAUUCUUCUGUACAUUUUACAGAGACAUUUAACAUAAAGCCACAAGAUUUGCACAAGUGCAUUGCCAGAUGCCACGUAGCACGUAACAGAUUUUUACAAAUUUUGCAAAGAGAAGAUUAUGUUACCCGAAAAUACCAGGAAAAUGCACAAUUAUCAGUUAAACAAAUACAGAACUUGAGAUCAGAAUGUAUAGGACAGCAAAACGAGAUAAAAAAAAUGGAACCCUAUGAUGACCAAAGUAAUAUACAAGAGAAAAUUCAAAAGGUUCGGUCUUUGUGGGCUUCAGUGAAUGAAACACUCAUGGUUUUGGAAAAAGAGAGAGAAGUUGUUAGUUCAGUCCUUAGUGUUGUUAACCAAUAUACUUUAGAUGGAACUAAUGUUGCUAUCAAUAUUCCAAGGCUCUUACUUGACAAAAUUGAGAAACAAAUGUGUCAGUUGCACAUAGGAAAUGUUUAUGAGGCUGGAAAAUUGAAUCUCUUAACAGUUAUUCAGUUAUUAAAUGAAGUCUUGAAAGUAAUGAAAUAUGAACAUUGUCAGGCUAACCAAGCAAGACUGACAAUAGACCUUCACUUCCUUGAAAAAGAGACCAAAGUUCAGAGAGAAAGAUUGUCAGAUCUGAAGCAUAUGAGGUAUAAAAUAAAAGAAGAUGUCUCAACUAUAAAACAUUCUAUUGUUGAAAAACAAGAAGAAUGGCAUAAAAAUUGGAAAGAAUUUCUCGGCCUGUCUCCUUUCAGUCUAAUAAAAGGUUGGACUCCAGCUGUGGAUCUUUUACCACCUAUGUCUCCCCUUUCGUUUGAUCCUGCCUCAGAAGAAGCAUAUGAGAAGAGUAUUCUUUUGCAGUACCCUGCUUCACUUCCAGAUACACGUAAGCAACAUACCCAGGAAGAUGAUUGCAGAAGGGCAAGUGAUAUACUGGAAACUAAAUGUGAUCUAGCCAACAGCCCUGCUUCUUUCCUGUUGCAGCCCAUUUCACCAUCAGAUAGAAACAGUGUUACACUACUUGAAAAGGACACGAAGUUGAUGACUCCUAGAGAGAAAAAUGAAACAGUUUCUAAGAAAACAUCAGAAUUUGAAGCGGAAGACUCUUCAUCAUCAAAUAUUGCAAAGAGUAGUGCAUUUGGAGGGUCUCUGCCAGCUAAAAAAAGUGAUCCAUUCCAAAAAGAGCAAGAUCAUCUGGUAGAAGAGGUUGCAAGGGCAGUUUUAUCUGAUUCACCACAGCCUUCUAAAGGAAAAGAAGUAAUAUUAGAGGAACUAAUUGACUCUCUAGCUUCCAACCCAUUCUUAACAAGGAAUCAAAUUCCCCGAACUCCAGAAAACUUGAUAAGUGAAAUUAGGAGCUCAUGGAGAAAAGCUGUUAAAAUAGAAGAUAACAGAAGUGCAGAACCAAUUCAGAUGGAUACUGAACAUAGAGAAGUAUUGCCAGAAUCCUUACCUGUGGUGCAUAAUCAAAAAGAGCUUAACGUGGACAGUUUUUUCUCAGCAACCACUGUGUCCGAUUCUAGCCAUUCUCAUUUGCCUGAAGAGAAAGUUGUUUCAGAUUGCCUCAAGUGUGUGCUUCAGAAACCUGUGGUAACCAGUUGCAUAGGUGAACCAACAACACAGAAUGUGUCAGAUUUGUUAAAUAAGGACAUAAUUUGUAAGCAAGAUUUGGAAUGUACAGCUUUACAGAACAAGUUUUUAGAAACUAGCCAAAUAGAGACAUCCUCCCCUGCUGUAGGCAAUAGGAGAGAUGUGAUAGGUAGCAGUGAAGAAGAGUAUAUUAAAAUAUCAGACCACUCGAAAGCUUCUUACAAAGAUCUUUCCAUGCAUAAAAGUAUGUUAUGGAACUCUUUUCAGAUAUCAAGUGGAAUUAGUUCCAGUUUUAAAGAUAGUGAUUUUGGCAUAUUACAUGAAACUCUUCCGGAAGAAGUUGGUCACUUAAGUCUUAAUAGCUCCAGUAGUACAGAGGCCAAUUUUAAACUGGAACCAAAUAGCCCUAUGCACAGUGGCAUUUUCCCAGAAGGUGCUGUGGGAGGAAGACAGAAUACUCCAGAAUCAGACUUUAAUUUACAGGCUACUUGGAGUGGAUAUGAGGCUCUGAAGAAAUCUGUGCCCAAGCAAAGGGAAGAAAUUUGCCUCUCUAAUCCUGAAACACUUGAAAGACACAAACCAGAAUUGAGCCUUACUUCCCAAUACAUGCAAACUGAUGAUAUGCUUAACUUUUGGGGCACUCAUGAUAUGCACAUUGACUGUACAAAACCAUCUUCACGCAUGUCCCUUGGUGAAAGAAAACGGUCUCUUUCACCACUAAUUAAGUUUUCUCCAGUGGAACAAAGAUUGAGGACCACAGUACCAUGUAGUCUUGGAGAACGUCUACCUAAUUUAACAGUCAAUUUUGCAGAAGAAGAAAUCUUGAAUAAGAGCCUUGAUGCCAAAGAAUCUCCAUCCGACUUGAAAGAUGAAGUAGUAGCCCAGUCAACUUAACUAUGAUGAACUUAAGUUGAAGCAAUGUCACAGGAUAAAAACAUUUGUAAUUUAAAUACACAUUGGAAGUGUAACUUUUUCAGGGUCUAAAAAAGUCCUAAAUAAUGCUUUUUAGCCUUCUCUACUGAUUUUAAGUAAGGAGAGUAUGUUUGGAUUUUCUCUCUCUGUAUGGAUAUGGGGUUGAAAUGUGAAGUAUUUGGAAAGCAAACAAGUUAUGAGAAGCCAUUUUGGUUUCUUGGAUAAUCUUGUGGGCAUGAAAUGGCAUAGUAUUAGGUUUACUAAUUCAUUAUGUUCUAAUUUCAGUUAAUUAACAUAAGGAUGAGUAGUUUUUAAUGUGUUUUAUUAAGUGGUUAACUUAAUAGCCAUUGGAUAUACUGAUCUUUCUUUUUAGGGAAAUAUACAACUUUUAUUGUUUCUUUUUACAACAUUCUGGUACUAAACAAAAAAAGUGAGGAAAGUAAUGCUUUGGGGUGUAUAAUCAAAAUGACAAAGUUUAAGUUUGGGAAAGCUCUAAAGAGGCUUAAUGAUUAUUCAGGUAGGUUGAUCCUGGAAAAUGAUGUUUGAUGGAAUAAAGUGCAUGUGAUGAUAGUGAAGACUGGAGCAGAAUGAAUUUA
Aethalodelphis obliquidens (Pacific white-sided dolphin) is the source of this 3823-nucleotide messenger RNA. It is a transcript of the gene HAUS6, whose product is annotated as HAUS augmin like complex subunit 6. Bases 312 to 3209 code for a protein of 965 amino acids. Gene Ontology annotation, biological process: spindle assembly. The transcript is spliced from 17 exons. Lineage: Eukaryota; Metazoa; Chordata; Mammalia; Artiodactyla; Delphinidae. Gene Ontology annotation, cellular component: HAUS complex; mitotic spindle microtubule. Gene Ontology annotation, molecular function: microtubule binding. The record is from RefSeq and is a predicted model, not a curated record.